AUAUUCGUGUUUGAUAUAUUUUGACAGCCCUAUUAGGAGCAAACAGAAGACUAAUUGUGUCCAAAUACUCUCACAUUUCCAGCAUAUUGAGCUAAAGACAAGACUGUAAACGUGGAAAAGCGAGCCAGGGCAUCGGACUUGCAGCAGCGCAGUAAAAAUGAGCUCACGGAAGCGGAGCGGCAGCGGUUCCACCAAGCGGCCCAAGGAAAAGGUGGUGUACAUCUAUGAAUUGUUGUGCCGCGGCGAAGAUCCCAGCAGUGACAGUCCGGAGUUCUGGAAUGAGUUCUUCCUCCUGCAACCUAAUUUCGAGGCCCUGGAGACCGAGAUCGGAAAGCUAAAUGGGGAACAGCUGCAGGUUGUCAAGCCUAAUCUGAACACACUCUUUCAGAAGUGCAUCGAAAUGCUAGACACGGAUCAUCCCAAACGAUUGUGCAACAGUCUCCACACAUUAUGCUCCCUGUUUUAUGGCAUCUUCAAAAAGUCCAACACGGACCCCACGUUAAACAUCCUCAACGAAAUGUUCGGCCAUGAAAAAAUGGACGAAUGGCUUAAACUGCUGAUGCAGUACUGCAACCGAAUUCUGUUGGGAGAUGUGCCGGAGAAUGCUCGCUUUAUGUGCCUGAAGCUGCUGCAAGUCCUGGUCACCGGCACUGACAAUGUUAAGCAGAAUGCACUAUUCGAGCACCUGAUGAUGCACAGUAUGUUUGAUGCCUUUGUACGCCUGCUCAGCGAUCCCACGUUUCGUUCUCAACACGGCCAUGAUAUAGUUAUCCUUUUAACAAUUCUGGUGAACUAUCGCAAACACGAAGCUACAAAUCCCUACGUGGUUCAGUUGUCCAUAUUGGCAGAUGAGCUAGCUUUGAAUGGUUAUGGACAAAUGAUUUCACAGUCACUCAUUGAUUUCUGCCGCCAAUAUAUCCAGAGCCUUAACAACGUGCAGUCAUCCUCCUGGUUCUCAUCACUCUCGAAUAUCGUGGGAAACAUGUUUGUGUCGGACGAGGGAUGCGAAAGAGUACAACAAAUCAAAGCCAAUAAUGGCCUGCUACUGGCGCUUUAUGAAGCCGUGCAUCUGAACCGGAACUUCAUAACCACUCUGGCACACACACAGGCCGAGUCAAGCGCCCCGCCAUCGCCAAGCAACACCCUAAGUCUAGCACAGCCCGUUCCUGAUCUAUCAAAUGCUCCGAUUAUCGACAUAACACAGUAUCCAACAAACCUUCUUGUGGCCGUCUUUCAGUAUUGCUCCAUCGUGAUGCAGGACAACAAGAAUGAAUCGAGUAUCGCUAAUCUGAAGCUAUGCUUUCUUAUACUGACAUGCAUUUCGGAGGACCAGUACGCCAACUCAAUGAUGCACGACAGCAAUCUGACAUUCAAGGUGAUGUUGCACAGAGCGCAAAUGCGUCAUCGCAAACUGAACGUCGAUCGAGUGGGCAAAUCACAGCCGUUGGCUGCUACUCUACUUGACCUUUUGGUAGAGUUUAUUGUCUCCCAUCUGAUGAAAAAGUUUCCAAUGGAACUGUACCUUCUUUGCAUCGGUGUAAUUCAUAGAAUUCUGUGCUACCAGAAAAGGUGUCGAGUGCGGCUCAACUAUCCGUGGAAGGAGCUCUGGUCGGCGUUGAUUGGAUUGCUUCGCUUUUUGGUCAAUCAGGAACAAAAUCUGGUCAAGAAGUGCAAUAUAUUCCAUUUGUCGCUGCAAGUGGUGAACAUCUUCAACCUGUUCAUCACCUAUGGAGACACUUUCCUGGCCACCACCAAUAGCUACGAUGAGCUGUACUACGAACUCAAUCGGGAGGAAAAAGUAUUUACGGAAAUACAUGCCAUGGUUCUUCGGUAUACAACGAUGCCCGAGUGCGAGUACAAAGAUGAUGUGAUCAAGCUGCUGAAUGCCCUUGUGAAUAUACUUGCCAUUGUGAAACAUUUCCAGAACAAGAUCAAGGAGUGGCUGGCCGAGCAAGGACUAUCAACGCCGACGGAGGAGCAAAUACUCGAUGUGGUGCGCAAGAACUAUGACCUUACGCUUAAACUGCAAGACUCUCUCGAUCAGUACGAACGCUAUUCCGAGACCCCAUUGCACACCAACUUUUUUAAAGCGAUGGUCCGGGAUGUGGUCAACGAUACCCGGAAGCACAUCUACGGCUAUGUGAAGGAGGCCGUCUCCGUCAUUCCCGAUCAGGAGAUGCUCCUCUCCACCAUGAACAGCGCCUCGGCAUCAGCGGCAGCCACAACGGCAGUGACAGUUCCAACAGCAGCCACGCCUGCCACGUUAUAAAUAUCGACCUCGACAGACUACUAGACUGUUUAAUUGUUUCCUUUUGCUUAGUUUUUUAGUCGUAUUUUAAAUAAUCAAAUCUCUAGAAGCGUAAACUCGAUGUAAUCUGUAAGAUUUAAAGUGCUUUGCGAGUCUUUGUUAGCUUUCGUGGUGAAGCAGUGCACUUAUACCUAAAUAUAUACAUAUAUAUUCUGUGCAAGUUUUU
Molecule: messenger RNA, 2474 nt
Organism: Drosophila bipectinata
Lineage: Eukaryota; Metazoa; Arthropoda; Insecta; Diptera; Drosophilidae
Product: armadillo-like helical domain-containing protein 3
Cellular component (GO): cytosol
Source: RefSeq, a predicted model, not a curated record